Xenopus tropicalis (tropical clawed frog) is the source of this 3571-nucleotide messenger RNA. RefSeq names its product ATPase family, AAA domain containing 1 (gene atad1). Gene Ontology annotation, cellular component: mitochondrial outer membrane; postsynaptic membrane; peroxisomal membrane. NCBI's taxonomy places the organism in Eukaryota, Metazoa, Chordata, Amphibia, Anura, Pipidae. The record is from RefSeq and is marked provisional. Gene Ontology annotation, molecular function: ATP hydrolysis activity; membrane protein dislocase activity; ATP binding.
GUUUGCUGGAGCACUGCGCCGGCGCAGCUUCUAGUUUCAUUUCUUGAGCGGCCAGUGACGGGAAGCCGAAAAUGGUCCACGGAGAAGCUUUUUCUCGUCCUUUGAGUCGCAAUGAAGUCGUCGGCCUAAUCUUCCGCCUGACAAUAUUUGGGGCCGUCACCUAUUUCACCAUUAAAUGGAUGGUGGAUGCCAUAGAUCCCACCAGGAAACAGAAAGUGGAGGCCCAAAAGCAGGCUGAGAAGCUGAUGAGGCAGAUUGGAGUGAAGAAUGUCAAGCUUACAGAAUAUGAGAUGAGCAUUGCGGCACAUUUGGUGGAUCCGCUCAGCAUGUUGGUAACAUGGAGUGACAUUGCUGGCUUGGAUGAUGUCAUCACUGACCUUAAAGACACAGUGAUUCUGCCAAUAAGGAAGAGAUAUUUAUUUGAAAACUCUAGGCUGCUGCAGCCCCCAAAAGGGGUACUUCUAUAUGGACCUCCGGGAUGUGGAAAAACUAUGAUUGCCAAAGCCACAGCCAAAGAAGCCGGAUGCCGUUUCAUCAACCUGCAGCCAUCCACUCUGACGGACAAGUGGUACGGAGAGUCUCAGAAGCUGGCGGCUGCUGUUUUCUCCCUGGCUGUGAAACUCCAGCCCUCCAUCAUUUUCAUUGAUGAAAUAGAUUCCUUUCUCCGAAGUCGCUCAAGCUCCGACCAUGAGGCGACAGCAAUGAUGAAGGCUCAGUUCAUGAGUCUCUGGGAUGGGCUCGACACUGACUUCAACUGCCAGGUGAUUGUCAUGGGUGCAACCAAUCGGCCUCAAGAUCUCGACACGGCAAUAAUGAGAAGAAUGCCCACCAGGUUCCAUAUCAACCAGCCUUCCUUGAAACAGCGAGAGGCAAUUCUUGACCUUAUCUUAAGGAAUGAAAGUGUGGACAGCCAUGUGGAUUUGAUGGAAAUCGCGCGCGGCAGUGAUGGCUUCUCUGGGAGUGAUCUAAAGGAAAUGUGCCGAGACGCAGCGCUGCUGUGUGUUAGGGACAGCGUGAACAACUCCUCCGAGGAAAGUCCUUGCGAGGAAAUCCGACCGAUACACCAGCAGGAUUUGCUGAGGGCAAUCGAUAAAAUGAAAAGAUCUAAGAGCGCAACAAACCAGAAUGUUCUGAUGCACGUAAGCUUGGACUAGCAGCGCGCGCCAUCCCACGCAUCCCAGCGGCACUAGCCAGCAGCUCCAGCAGCCAGCCGGGGGGCCGGGGGGGGCCUCUUCUGCAAAACAGAAUCGGAUCUCCUGAACCCUCCUUCUUCUUUUUUGUUUUUCUUUUAUAAACACAAAUCUCAUUUCCAGUAAAAAAUGGUCCUGGCUGCCAACCGUAAAGCAAAACGGGGAACACAGUGUGAUAACUUGGAACUGGUCUGUAUGCCGCCAUGUUCAUAUCUUUCCAUUACUGUUUGUAUGUGAGUGCUGCUAUAGCAUGGGGGUAAUUGUCAGGAUGUCAGUUCCUCAGUAAGCCUGUAGGUGGCAGUCUCCGUUCCUUGAUUAGAUAGAAUUCAUGUCAUUGUCCCAUAGAUCUCCAGCUAAGGUUAGUGAGGCUGAAUGGGGGAGAGCGCAGUACUGUAAAGGGUAACAUUUAUUCAUCUAAAUAUUUAAGGUUCAUGCCAGGGACAGACAGCCCUCUACACCCCAUUUGUUGCAGAACUACAUACCCCAGCAUAACUCUACUCUGGAUACUGGGAGUUGUACUUCUGCAACAGAUUCAGAGAAGAACUACUGUCCCUAAUUUAAUCCAGAACCUCACUCUUCCAUCCAGCGCUUUAUUUUUAUUGCUAAAAGGGAUAUUGAUCUUGUAUUCUUUUGUAGAAGCAAGUAAUAACGUUGCAGUUGGUCUUUAUUUCUCUCUAAUCUGGAAUGAAAACCAAAAAUAAAACCUGGUUCCUUAGGUGAUGAGCCUUGGCAACAAGAAGGCAGAUUGAUGUGGUCUUGAACUGCAACUCCCACUCUCAGGGGAUGCUGGGGGUUUGUAGUUCAAAAAUAGCUGGAGGGCUCAGUAUGCCCCUAAUUGGUAUAAAUAGAAUCAGCAAUGGGCAGUACCUACCCCGGAGGCAGAAACAUGGCUGCCUAAUUAUUUCGCUCAUUAGUACAACCCCACUGUAAUGACUGUACUUCCACAAAACGAUUUUGACUCCCUGAAUGACUCCCAUAUUAGGAAAGUGUGUGUACUGAGCCCUGAUGCUGUGUAUAUAGUAAGGGCCCAGUAUAUGUAUUGCCUGUGUGUGUGUGUGUAUAUAUUAUAUACAUAGUUAUAUAUAUAUAUAUAUAGUUUAUCAAGCACACUGAGUGUUUAUCAUAUAGGAACCUGGGGGUGGGGGGUCGUUUGUAUGUAGAGUCACCUGUAGAACAAAGGGACUGUACUAAAGGACAAGAAAAGGGGGACGGGGGGCAAUUAGUUAGGUACCCCGCAGGGAAUGUAACCACUAACUAUAAACACUGAGUGCCACACUGACCCCUUGUGGCUGCCCAGGGCUGUGCAGGUGUUCAGUAUAAUGUGGGAAAGGGCGGCGGCAGCCCAGGCUCCAUGAUUAGCGAUAUAUUCGCUUUGGGGCCCCCACAGUGAAUUGCUCUUCCCUUGCUGAAUUUAAAUGUAGGUUUUGUUGCCAAAUGAACAAUUUGGUCUGACAAGGGGUGGACUAAGUUCUUAGGCCUUGGGCAAACAAUCAGCCCCUCGCACUGAGCCAUUGGGGGGGGGAUUGAAUCUUCCCCCAGCUAUUGCUGAUACAACCCUGGGGGGAGGCCAUUGCUUCAGCCCCAUAGGUGGGAAAAUAAGGUGCCCCGUCAGUGCAGAAUGGGUUGGGCUACUUACGCCCAGCUUUAGUUCUAUAGCAGAUCCAAUCUUUUACAUCUCUGGGGGGGGGGAUCACUGCGGACCUCUUGCUUUGGGGGAGAAUGGGAUGAGCUACAAGUAUUGUUGGGCCUGAGGUUGUGGAGUCCUGCCCAAUUGCCUCUACUGUGUACCCGCCCGAUUCCCGAUCAAUUUGCGGGAGUACCCACGAGUACCCAACCCACUGCAGGCUCAGUACGUGGCAGCCAUGCUUCCCCCCCCCCCCAAGGCAAGUGAUCUGUGCCAAGUGGAGAUCAGAGCACCCACAUGUGCCAUAAACCUGUAGCAUAAAUUGUUUAAAUUUCAGUUGUGUUGGCAAAUCCCUUACCCUCCUGUUGCCCCGGGCAUACACGGGCAGACCCCAUAGCCACACCCACACACCGUGUAUCUGCCUGCAUAGGAACCUGAGCGGCGCAACUUGGCCUUACCCAGGGGUCUCCACAGCUGCAAAUUGCGUCUUCCAAAUCGCCUCCUGGUUUAUCAUUGGCUGAAAAAUCUUAUUAUUUUAUGACUUUUUUUUUUUUUAAAUCUUUAAAAUGGAUAUUUUUAUUUGGAAUCAUGUAAAUACCAGAAAGAUGAUUUAGGUUUUGUUUUUUUUAAAGAGACAGAUUAUUAGUAAUGUACUGAGUGUGUAACAAUGUUCUCUAUGGACGCUGACUUGACAGGAUGAUGUACUGACUCUCAUUGGUGGGAAAAGAAGGAAAUAAAGGUUUUUUUCCCCUUGAAA